Sebastes umbrosus (honeycomb rockfish) is the source of this 823-nucleotide messenger RNA. Its product is annotated as pre-rRNA 2'-O-ribose RNA methyltransferase FTSJ3-like. Gene Ontology annotation, molecular function: methyltransferase activity. Lineage: Eukaryota; Metazoa; Chordata; Actinopteri; Perciformes; Sebastidae. The transcript has 3 exons. Gene Ontology annotation, biological process: rRNA processing. The record is from RefSeq and is a predicted model, not a curated record. Gene Ontology annotation, cellular component: nucleus. Bases 138 to 413 code for a protein of 91 amino acids.
GAGCUACAACCUCCGAAAGAUCGGCGGCCCGUCGGAUUUUUAAAAGGUUAAUUAAAAAUCGCAAGUUGCGAUCGGAAUCGGCUAAGAAGAAAGCAGAAGCAGUCGUCAACAUAGUGGACAUCUCCGAGAGGGAGAAGAUGGCUCAGUUGAAGAGUAUCUACAAGAAAGCAGGCCUGGGGAAGGAGAAGAGAGAAGUAACAUACGUCGUGACCAAAAAGGGGGCUGGCAGGAAGGUGAGGCGGCCGGCCGGCGUCAAGGGAGCCUUCAAAGUGGUGGACGGUCGCAUGAAGAAAGACAUGCGGGCGAUGCAGAGGAAAGACACUAAAGGGGGCAAAGGAAAAGGCGACAAAGGAAGAGGACAGAAGGGUGGCAGAGGAGGGAUGAAGGGUGGUAAAGGGCGAAAAGGAAAAUAAAUGUGAUCCUGUAGCACUCUCACAGUGUUGCCUUUCUAACUAUUAAACAUGUCGCAGGUGAGCAUUUAUGGAGCUUUGUGAGCUAAGAUGUCUGCCACACUUUGGGCUCCUGUAUCAUGUACAGAGGCCAAAAUUAGUUUUGGUCAUUCACAUGGAUGCCCUCAUUUUAGGACCUUUUGCUGAGGCUCCUGAAACCCCUUGACAUAAUGUUCUCCGUGUUCUGCGCACGUCUUUCUGAAGAUGUAGAUUAUUUGUCCUGAACUCUGAACGGAGUAGUUUAACUGAACAGCUGAACUGUAAAUGGCAGAAAGUCAAGUAAAAACAUAAUAAAUGUGUUCUCCAGAAAUGUUGCUAUUAAUGUAAAUAUUAUAUACACAUUUUUUGCAAUAAAAGUUUUGUUGAAUCUUUAA